This is a messenger RNA of Pectinophora gossypiella (pink bollworm), 1954 nucleotides long. RefSeq lists its product as uncharacterized. Lineage: Eukaryota; Metazoa; Arthropoda; Insecta; Lepidoptera; Gelechiidae. The coding region runs from base 149 to 1954 and encodes 601 amino acids. The record is from RefSeq and is a predicted model, not a curated record. The transcript is spliced from 12 exons.
AAGUCGACAAAGACGACAAAGUCAACGAAGACGUCUAAAACCACGAAACCGACGACUACGACAGUAUCAACAAAAGCGAACAAGAAAACCACAACAGAGAAGAAAAAACAAAAGUCGACAACCAAGAAGAAUUCAAAGAAGAAAACGGAUGGGAAGAAUGGCAGAUCUGUCGAUAGUACAGGCUUGUGACUCCACAACGGAGUUCUGCCUCUGUGACCUCCAAGCGACCUCCAACCACAUCGUCGACGUUCGCAGGACCCUACCCCGGAGGGACUUCGAGCACUACGUCAGGAACAUCACAUGUUACAGGUACAAAAAACCUCCAGAUUAUUUUUUUAUAGAGCCUUGGAAGAAGGUUCGUAGACGCAACGACUUGAGAAUCAGCGAGCAGGAUAGCCAAUCAAUAAAAAGCAUCAAAUGGGAUUGGAUUCGAAACAAAAGAUCAUUGCUUUCAACUGACAACAUAGAUGAUGAUGAAUUAGGAAUUGUCGAUGAUGCAUAUGAUGACACUGAUUCAGCGAAUGAUUUUAAAGCAAAAGACGGUUUCAAUGUUAUCAAGCUGGUAGGGGACACAGGUGAUGGUGAUGGAGAUGAGAGUUCUUUCGAAAGACUUUACAAAGGGGAGGAUAAUGUUUAUAGAAAGAAAAAGAAGAAGAGGCGGAAAAGAACUGUAGAAGACAUGAAGGAGCUCAUCUUGGGGUUGAAGAAUCUGCCACCGCUCAAGCCGGUUUUGAACCAAGUGUUCGUGAUGUUAGGUGACAGUGUGACUUUAGACUGCGUGCCACCAUUAUCGCACAUACGCCAGCGCGCCGACCCAGAGGUCGAGUGGAGUACGGACCGGAUUGGCAUGAUGAAGUAUGACAACGUCGUGGUGAAGGGCUCCAGUGUGGUCCUCAGGAAGGUGGAGACGAGAAAUGUUGGGAACUACACCUGCAGCCAUGAGCGGUAUAUCUACCGAGUGGUCCAGCUGACGGUGUUGGCGCUGCCCCAGUUCAGAGUUGUCUUCAUUCCUAUGUACAGCUCCGAAAGUGGCUGCACUUAUGACGAUCUAAGAGCGUUGCAGCAGUUGGGUCAAGUGAUGUCCGAGGAGGGUUGGGUGUGUGGUCACGAUACUGCGAGGAUUGACGAGCCCAUCUGUUUGGAGGAUAAGGAUGACGCAAGUAUCCACCUGCGUGCCACCGCCAUACUGACCGUCUGCCCACCCCCCGAGGUGCGCUGUAGCGCGCAGUGUCGCCGAGAUCUUCAAUGUGCUCUUGCGCUGCUCUGCGCUUCUAAUGCUCCCGCAUUGUCUUCUGUUAAAGUGCUGCUGUCCAGAAACGGUCUGAACAUGACCCUGACUCCCUCGAUGAAGGCAGACAGGAAGAUGAUUGUAACUCAUACACUCCGGAAGAAAGACCUACAGGGCCACACGGAGUAUCACCGCCUCGCAGCCAGCAUGGCCCCAGGAAACCUGGACAUUGUGCUCUCCUGCCCUGCAGGAUACUAUCUCAUGCCGAAGGACAAGAUUUGUGCGGCGUGCCCCUGUGACACGUUCGCGGGCGCCGGCGACAACGCGUGCUACCCGUGCCCGGCCGGCAUGAGCGCGGAGCCGGGGGCGGAGCGCUGUCGGCUGUCGCUGCGCCGCAUGCGCAGGUACGAUUGGUGGUUCUACCCGCCCUGUGGGUACGCGGUGGCUGGUGGUGGGCUGGUGCUGGCUAGCGUGGUGUGCGCAAUAUGUGCGUUGUUGGCGCACGUGACGUCACGCUCGACGCGCGCGCCCGCGGCCGCCACGUCAGUCGCACGCGUCGAGAGCCGCUGGACUUGGAGCAAGAAGACUGCUGCGAAGAAAUGCAGCAGCACAUCAGCAGCCGGUGCGCGUGGUAAACCGCUGUCACCAUCAGCUGUCAUCCUCGCCAGGUUCUUCAAGGGAUCGCCGGCGUCCUCAUCCAGGGUCACUGGUAAGGUCCAUGAGUGA